CUCCAUUUAAAAUUUCCCGCCCUUCCUUCUAAACCAAUCAUUCUCUUUUGAACCGAAUGGCCGCAGAGGCAUCCGAUCCGUUGAUCCGGGACGGCAGUCCGGGACAGUCCGGGACGGCCAUAGUGAAUGACGGCGAUCGCGAAUGUCUUUCGCACAGUGUUCCGUGGGUGAUUUUGCGGCGUGAGUACUCGAAAUUUGGUGUCAUAUGAUUCAUCCGGAAGGUAAAAAUGCAGAAUGUAGCACAAGGAACGACCUCGGAUAGCCAGAAACACAACGAGAAAGCAUCGAGUGUUCACCACGAGAUUGGGAAGACGUCGUCGACUCCCCAAUCUUCCAUCUCCAGCCCAACAAAGUCGGAGAACGAGACUUUCUCGGAAUUGCAGCCCCGCUUUAUGACAGAUUCGUCGGAGAGCGAGGAGGACAGUGUUUCCGAGGUGGAGUGUUUUGCAAUUGAUCAAUCUGAGUUAGAGGAAGAUACUCACCCAGAGAGUUCCAAGUUUUUAUUAGCACCUGAAGAUCCGGAGCGAUCUGUUGACCCUGAAACUCAGGCACGCCUUGAAGCUCUCCUCGAGGCAGCCGGUAUCGGGAAGCUUUCAUCCGGUGAUGGGAAACACCUGGCCGAUCACGAGGUCCUCCGUCGUUUGACGUCUAGUGUUUCGUGUGCAUUGGAUGAAGCAGCAGCAGCAUUAACCCGCAUGAGAAGCGACAACCCACGUAGCCAAAACGAAAAGCGUUCUCUCGUCGAAGCCUGCACCGACGGAGACGUAGGCACUGUUAAGAAACUUUUGACGGAGGGACGAAGUGUGCACGAAACUACAGAAGAGGGAGAGAGUCUGCUCUCCCUGGCUUGUUCCGCGGGGUAUUACGAGCUUGCACAGGUAUUGCUAGCAAUGAGUGCCAACGUGGAAGACCGUGGAAUUAAGGGGGAUUGCACCCCUUUGAUGGAAGCGGCCAGUGCAGGGCACGCAGAUAUUGUACGAUUACUCAUAGCUCAUGGAGCGGAUGUGAAUGCUCAGUCAACAUCAGGUAACACACCGCUCAUGUACGCCUGCGCUGGUGGCCAUGAAGAAGUAGUGAGAGCGCUACUGGACGCAGGUGCCAAUGUCGAAGACCACAAUGAAAAUGGUCAUACACCUUUGAUGGAAGCAGCUAGUGCAGGGCAUGUUCCAGUUGCCAAGAUCUUGCUGGAUCAUGGUGCAGGCAUUAAUACUCAUUCCAAUGAAUUUAAGGAGUCUGCGUUAACGCUAGCUUGCUAUAAAGGGCAUUUAGACAUGGUUAGAUUUCUUCUUGAGGCGGGAGCUGAUCAGGAACACAAAACUGAUGAAAUGCACACUGCUCUUAUGGAAGCUUCGAUGGAUGGUCACGUGGAAGUAGCACGCUUACUUUUAGAUUCCGGUGCACAAGUUAACAUGCCAACCGAUAGUUUCGAAUCUCCCUUGACCCUGGCUGCAUGUGGGGGUCAUGUGGACUUAGCCAUGCUUUUAAUUGAAAGAGGUGCCAACAUCGAGGAAGUGAAUGACGAAGGUUAUACGCCUUUGAUGGAAGCUGCACGCGAGGGUCACGAAGAGAUGGUAGCCUUGCUUCUCAGUCAAGGUAGAGCGCUUAUCAACACCCAGACGGAAGAGACUCAAGAAACUGCUCUCACGUUGGCUUGUUGUGGAGGAUUUCUGGAGGUUGCGGAUUUUUUAAUUAAGGCCGGAGCGGAUAUCGAGUUGGGUGCUUCCACACCUUUAAUGGAAGCAGCCCAGGAAGGGCACAUAGAUCUCGUCCGGUAUUUACUCGAAUCCAACGCUGACGUGCAUGCCCAAACGCAGACGGGAGAUACCGCCUUGACGUAUGCCUGUGAAAACGGUCAUACGGAUGUGGCGGAUCUUCUCAUGCAGUUUGGUGCUAAUUUGGAGCAUGAGUCCGAAGGCGGUAGAACACCUUUAAUGAAGGCUUGUAGAGCUGGUCAUCUUUGUACUGUGCAGUUUCUUGUAUCCAAACGGGCGGAUGUUAAUCGUCAGACAACAAACAAUGACCACACCCCACUCUCCCUGGCUUGUGCCGGCGGGCAUCUUGCCGUCGUAGAACUGCUACUAGGACAAUCUGCUGAUCCAUUCCAUAAGUUGAAAGAUAACUCUACAAUGCUGAUUGAAGCUGCAAAAGGCGGGCACACAAAUGUCGUUCAGUUGCUGUUAGAUUAUCCUCAUAGCAUCAUGAUGGGCACACCUCAUUGCCCUACAACCACGCCAAUGCUUUUGCCCCAACAACCGCAACAGCAACAACCCCAACAACCGCAGCAGCAGCAGCCACAAAAUUUUACUCAUCAACAGCACGUGCCUCAUCAACAACCACCCUCCACUCAGCAGCAGCAGCACCAACAGCAGCAAGCCACCGAACAAACCCAAACUCAAAAUAUUCAACCUAAGCAUAACACGCAGAAGUCUCUCUUGAGAAAGAAUCGAUCUGUCACGAUGAUGCCAGAUAUGAGUCUCACUUCAGCCGAAGCGCAACAGGUUCGAACGCAGCCUGCAGGCGAGUCCGUUGCACCAACUAAAGAUGAUACCAAUAUCCUAGAUAAAGGAAGUGGAGGAUUCGCGAGUCUUUCCGAUCCCAAUAUUAGUCUUAGCCCCGCUCCUUCUGCUAUUACGACGCCCACAACCUCCGAGUGUCGAAAAACUACCAAUUGCACUCGACAAGAACAAAUUCUCCAUAAGCAGCAAAUUCUUGAAGAGCUGCAGGUACAGAGGGUAGAGCGAGAACUUCAGAUGAAGGGAGCAGGUCACCUGUUUUUAAGUCCUUCGGGUGCAACUAUCGAUUCCAUCGCAGCUGCACAGCCUCAGCAGCAGCAACCUCUUCAGCAACUCCAACAGCAGGAUACCGUGGAUUCAAAGGCGCUCUUGACUAGCACGCUCAACAUAGAUUUACCUGCUCAAUCAAAUGCAGCUGCUCUUGCAGGCGUGUCAGGAGUGUACUCGACUUCGGAAAACAACCGGCAAUUGACGUGUUAUUAUGAGGGUUAUAUUAAUGGAAUGGACAACAGAGGCGUGAAAGACAACUCGCAAGAUGGAUCACAACUCUCUUUGACUCCUUCGAUCGCCGAGACUUUCCCCACGUCAACCACCUUUCCGACCUCUCCACCAAUGUCGCUUGCAACCGUACCUGCAACAUGUGUAACGUCAGCUCCAGCUCCCAGUGCAUCAUCCACGACUAUACCAAGUCCUCCCAACAUCUCAACCCCUCCUGUCGUCACCAACGUUUCCCAGCCCAUUACAGCUAGUAGUGAUGUCAGCCAAAACACCGCUAUCAGCGACCGCCCGAAAGCCAAACCCGUUUCCAAGAAAGAGGGUAAAAACAUUCGGAAAGUCGGAAAUGCCCUGAGCGCGAAACUUCAGCAGCAACAGGCGACGCUAAUGGCUGGUCUGCAACAUCAAUAUCACCAGAAGCAACGGCAACAUACGUACCAAGUUCAGCAGGUUCACCAACUCCAGCAACUAAACCAGCAACUUCAGUUACAACUCGAUCAAGUACAAGUACAGCAACAGCAGCAGCAACAACAAGGUGGUGUCGGGGGUGGCAGUGGAGGCGGCAUUUUGAUGCCAAGUCAGCUGAUGGCGCACCUCCACCCCACUCACACCCACUAUCUUCUUGGCCAGCAACCACCGCAAGAAAAUCUCGCGGAAAUGGACCCGGAACUCGCCAGAUUACACCGGGAAGGAGCUUGUCCGUUUUUUGCUGCAGCACAGAAAGCAAAAUCUCUUGGUGUCGACGACGUGUUCAGCGAUACUUCGCAAAUUCCCCUUGAAGAAGCCGUUGACAUCUUCAGAUCGCUGAGCAUGGAUGAAACUGCGUCUGUAACGGAGGAUCCUGGAAAGUCUGAGCUGAAAAAGCUGGAACUUGCCGGGAAAGUUCAGCAGCAACAACUUGGCCAGGUAGUUCAACAAACUACCAAUCUUCAUACAUCUCGCGAUUAUUUUCCUGCUUCUGUUCCACCGGUACCUUCCGUUCCCACGAUUCCUUCGGCAUCCAUGCCUUUGCCGUCGUUACAGGUGACGACAGCUGGUGUUCAGAUACAAGCUGACGUGUCUACUGGAUUGCAAAUAACAUCCACGCAACCCUUACCGAGGAGAGUGAUCAAUGCUUUCGAGGCAGGUCUCAACCUAGGUAUGCAAGCGUGCAUUAAUGAAGAGAACUUCCAACCUCAGUUACUUCUACAAUCUCAGCUGACGUUUCCAGCUCAAACAUUACCCGCUGUAUCUGGCGUAGCGGCUGUUGCCGAGGUUUCACCUCAUCCUGUAUGUGGUGCUGUUCAGGCGACAGCUUGUAACACCAACCAAGUUCAGGUAGCUACCCAAACGCAAUCGCCAGCCUCUUCAGCGACUUCUACCGGCGUAGGACCCGAUAGAAAGCAAGUUUAUACCGCUCCAGCCAGCAGCAAAGGGAAAAAGGCUAGAUACCCACUUCUUUCUCAACAGCAAACUACUGCCACUGCCCAGCAGCAGACUCCUAAUUUUCCUGCGCAAAACUACCAGUUGGAUCCAGCAGCUGUUGCUGGACAAUAUACUACUGGUGUUCCAACGGUUGGCGGCUAUGCAGCUAAUCAAGUACCACCCGCGCCAUUUUCUUGCAUGGAUGUCGAUUCCGAAACCGAUAGCAAUCACGAUACUGCCCUAACCUUGGCUUGUGCUGGCGGCCACGAGGAUCUCGUAGAGCUUCUCCUGAGCCGUGGAGCUGAUAUCGAACACCGAGACAAGAAGGGUUUCACACCUUUGAUAUUGGCGGCUACGGCUGGCCAUCAAAAAGUAGUAGAAAUCCUUUUGAAUCACGGAGCGGAAAUCGAAGCCCAAUCCGAACGAACAAAAGAUACACCUUUAUCGCUUGCCUGCAGCGGAGGCAGAUACGAAGUAGUCGAACUUUUGUUGACCCGAGCUGCCAACAAAGAACACCGCAAUGUUUCUGACUACACUCCACUCAGUCUGGCUGCCUCUGGUGGAUACGUUAAUAUCAUCAAACUUCUUCUCAGCCAUGGAGCUGAAAUCAAUUCUCGAACGGGAUCUAAACUCGGCAUUUCUCCCCUCAUGCUUGCUGCCAUGAAUGGACACACAGCCGCAGUCAAAUUGCUUCUCGACAUGGGCAGUGAUAUCAACGCUCAAAUUGAAACGAACCGAAACACCGCGCUGACACUUGCAUGUUUCCAGGGUAGGCACGAGGUCGUCAGUCUUUUGCUCGAUCGUAAGGCCAACGUUGAACAUCGAGCUAAGACUGGACUGACGCCAUUGAUGGAAGCUGCCAGUGGUGGAUAUGUGGAAGUAGGAAGAGUUUUACUGAAUAAAGGUGCGGAUGUAAACGCUACACCUGUUCCAUCGUCUCGAGACACUGCUCUCACGAUUGCUGCUGACAAAGGUCACUGUCGCUUCGUAGAAUUACUUUUAUCCAAGGGAACGCAAGUCGAAGUGAAGAACAAGAAAGGAAACAGUCCGCUGUGGCUUGCUGCGAAUGGUGGACAUCUGAAUGUCGUAGAUUUACUUUACCACGCAGCAGCAGACAUAGACUCCCAGGAUAAUCGUAAGGUUUCGUGUCUGAUGGCAGCGUUUAGGAAGGGUCACAUAAAAGUAGUCAAGUGGAUGGUGAGCCACGUAACCCAAUUCCCGAGCGACCAAGAAAUGACAAGGUAUAUAGCGACAGUCAGUGACAAGGAAUUACUAGAAAAAUGCCAAGAAUGCGUCAAGAUUAUUCGAGCGGCGAAAGAAACCCAAGCUGCGAAGGCGAAUAAGAACGCAACCAUACUGUUGGAAGAAUUAGAUAUGGAGAAAACGAGAGAGGAAUCCAAAAAAGCCGCCGCCGCACGCAGAAGGGAACGCAAGAAGAAGAAGAAGCUCGAAAAGAAGGAAGAAAAGCGAAAACUAACCGAAGAAAACAAGAAGAAUGAGACCAUUUUUGAAGAUAAGGAAGAUGAGAAAAAGUCGGGUGACGAAGAUGGAGACAGAGGAGAAGACAGCGACCAUGAGGGAGCAGACAGUAGCGAACGAAUGGACAAUGUGCCCUCUCCUGUUAGCAGGAGUCCUGAAGACCCCGAUAAAGAGGAAGGCGACAGCGGUAUCGAUGCCAAUAGUCAAGGAAGUUGUAGUAGCAACGAUGUCAAAGCUAGGGAAAAGAAAAAAGAGAAGAAGAAAAAGAAAAGCAGUAGUCCUAGUGUCAAUGAAAAAGAUACUUCACCGCAUCGGCUUCCCAAAACUGUUUUAUCCGCUAGUUCAAAUUUAUCGCAAACCACGAUCUCGACAAGUAAAUCACAAACUGCUAUUACUGAAAAACGAAACACAUCUAGCUUUUCCAGUGGAAUGGCGUGUUCUUCAUCGUCCCUGUCCAACACCAGGAGCUCAAACGUUAAUGCAGCUAGUUGUAAUGAUCGAAAGCUCAAAGCUCCUAUGGUUUUUGAAUCGUCUAGGCAUCCGGCAGAACGGGAAGAUUUCGAAGCCACGGGAAAUGAGACCUACGUGCCUGGAAAGGGAAAGAAGGUUUUUAACAAUCAAUAUGAUGGGGAAACUUUAAACACCUCGACGAAAUCGAACAGUUCGACAAGCCCGAAACAAGCUGGAAAACGCGAAGAGGGAUGGAAGGAAGUUGUACGAAAGGGUCAGUCUGACGAUUCCGGAAGAUUUAUGAACUCUCCACAUAGAUCGAAAAAAGUUGGUGUUCCUCCAAACGCGAUUAGUCGCGUGAUUGGUCGAGGUGGUAGUAACAUCAAUGCUAUUCGAGGUACGACUGGCGCGCAUAUCGAAGUCGAAAAGCAAAGCAAAUCCCAGGGAGAGAGAAUCAUUACAAUCAAGGGAUCUUUGGACGCGACAAAGCAUGCCCACGCGUUAAUAACGGCGUUGAUCAAUAAUCCAGAUGUGGAUAUUCUACAGAUGCUUGCAAAAACAAAACUUGCCCUCAUUGCGUCAUCGACUUGGGAUAAAACCAUUCCAACUAUUUCUGCGUCCAAGACCAAAGUUGGUGGUGCUGUCAGCAAACCUCCUAGUCUGAUACCAAGUGCUUCAAGUUCACAAGUGAACAAAGGAUACCCCUUAGGUGGAACUACUGUCAAUCAACUUCUUCCUCUUCGAUCAGCUUCAGCAGUCAAACUUUCCGGGCCCUUUUCUACACCUAUACCAAGGGCUACGGCGCCAAGGCUUGCUGCAGCAGCAGAGAAAAGAGCGCAGGCAGCAGCUGCUGCUCAGAUGUCGACGUCGAACACAAAGACUACGAUGUCCUACACGAGCGCAAUCAUGACAGCUGGACGAGCGACAAAGGUCGUGACAGCCAGCACAACGCAGACCUUUGCCGCAAAACUCUCUGAAAUCACUGCCUCGACUCACACUUCGACCACUGUAAUGCAGUCCACUCAUAACGCAGGCAGCAAGCAAAAAUCUUCGCAAGCCUGCACAAUGACAGUGAUAUCUUCGACAGCACCAACGACGCCGCAGACUUCUCCUCAUCAAGCUGCGUCCAACACUUCGCCCAAACACUGCCGACCACUGCCGACUUUGUCCGCUCCACCCACGAUGCCGUCUCACUAUCCUGGAAAGACAAGUUACGUCUCCAACUCAAGUGGACCGCAAUCCACCCCUGGAUCAGUGGUGAACGGUUCUGACAAUCCGACUGUUUCGACACCAGCCGCUUCUGUUCGAGUCACACCUUCGCCGCCGGCCGCUUCUCAAUCUCAAAACAACCAGCAGCAGCAACAACAUCAAAUGCGAAGUUCAACUCCAGUUGCAUCAAUGCAAGAGCAAAAACCGCAACAGCAAUCUAGCACUCCUCUAGAGUAUUCCCUCUUCAAUGAUACUUUCACGAAAGUCACACAACAGUCGAUGUGGGGAGGUCGGGAAGAAUCUCAAAAGGGCAUGAACUUUGCGACCGUUGCGGGUGGUGGUGUUUCCGUUAAUACCUCUGGGGCAUCCCCUAAGUUUAUGGAAAGCGCACCCCCUCAAGUCGAUGCGUCUAAAGCUCCAGGAUACAGAGGUACCACGAUGUGUUCUCCCGUCUCGAGUAAAUCAAGUAGUACCAACAACGCACCAGGAAAUACCAUCAACAGUGGUGUCUCGCCAUCCGGUGGUCCCAACCCUAUACAACCAUCAUCUCAUAUUCAGUCCUCCAUUACCUAUGAGCAUACCAUUCAGAACAAAGCACCCGGGAGUCUAGCAGUCGCGCGACCAGUUAUGCAACAGCAGAACAUGGAGAUGAGUGCCAACAUGACACAAUUCAACCGACCAGUCUUUCAAGGCGACAUGGGUUCCAGGAACACUGCUCCGCAUCAGCAACACGUUAUGCCGGCGACCUCACAACCGGCAAUGGAGUUGUUCAAGGGAAACAAUAGCGGUUACGAACAUCCGAACGUGAAUUCUAAUCUCUUGAAGAUGGUUCCCAAUGAAGGACAGCCUGGACAUCCCCUAAUGCCUUUCCAUCCUCACAUGCAAAACUAUUCCCAGACAAUUGCGCCUUCUGCAACCGUGAACACGACCGUUAGCAUGUCGAGAUUAAAUCCCAGGGCGCCUGACUUCUCUAGCUCUCUUCAUUUAAACAACAAACCCCAAGUGACGAUGUUCAAUGCGGCACAGGGAAUUCAUCCCAACAUGUUCACCACUGUGCCAGCUCCACCACCUUCGGGAAUGCAGUCUAAUAAUUUAGCGAUGCUCGGGAAUUUCCCACUAGGAAAGUAUCAAGCACCUUCUCGUGGCACACCAAACACCAACCUUUCAACUAAUGGACAAACGCGUUGGCCCUUUGCACCACCUCCACACAAUAGCUAUCCACCGCAUCAGGAUCAGAUGAUGGGACAGAUUAGCUUUUCCAAUCACCUGGCCAAUAUGUCUGGACAAGCUGGGAAUAUGGACUUGAUUACGAGUUUAGAAAACGGCGGUUCGCCGGCAAUGUCGCCAUCUUCACCAGCGCAAGUUGCUCAAGAUAUGAGUCAGAUGAAGAUUGAGGAUCGGAAAGUGCCGAGACCUAUUGGUACGGAGAGAGCGUGGAAGAACUAUAACACUGGAAUGGGUCCAGGAGGAGAUGCCGAUUCAAUAAACUGGAUGCUGAACGAAAAAAUGGUCGGUUCCUGGGCAGGCUUGAACCCUGCGAUGGACAGGCACCAAAUGUUCAGAUCUAAUACCGCAUUCAAUCGUACCUCCAACAUGGACGCUGAGCUGCAUCAGAUGAUGGAAUCCACUUUCCCGGGACACUUGGAUAAUCAACAGCAAUUUCCCAAUGGAAAUGCAGCUGCAAUUUCCUUAAUGCCAGGAUUAGCAAUAUUGCCAGGACAGUUCGGAGCUCCGAAUUUAAGUGAAAUUCAGCCCAACGAAACUGGUAAAAUGGAACAACCUCCAUCCUGGGGAAUGCCCGAUCCUGUCCAAGAUAAACAACAGCAACACCCGGGAUGGAACAAGUGGACCCACUGAAUUAGCAAAGUUAUCCUGUCAGUACUGCUUUCCUCGCCUCACCUGAACCAAUUGCAGACAGACCUGGAAUCCGAAUCAGUAGACGAAACUGGCAUACAAAAGCGCUGUUUCUAGACAUCACAUUAAUUACAAUACUACUUACAUACCUCGACACAUCCACACAAAAACACGUGAGACACAGAUAUCCACAGCUCCAAUAUUACUUGUCAUAGUAGAUGAUAAGAUGGUAAAUCCUUAUUGCUAUUAUCUAUUAAUACUUAUUCGAUACCGAUAUUAAGUGGAAAUGGUGCGCGUAUCCUACUGCAAUCUAAGUAAAGAAAAAAGAAUGCGGCUGACGUUGUUUCCUACUACGUCGAUUUUUAACCAUUGGUAGUUACGUAAUCUCUGUCAUUCUUCGAUAUCAGAAAACGCUGACCCUUUCAUCUUACCGAUGAAGUCGUCAGCUUCUCGCUCUUUCUCUCUAAUUUGAUAAUUUUACUAUAAAGCAUCUGACUCGUUACGAGAAAUUCAAGUAUCGCGUUAACGAGUUGCAUUUGAAUUAUCCGGUAACAUUGUUUGCGCCAACGAGUUUGAAUGUAUUGAAAGUUUCGAACGCCACGAGAUAUAAUUCUUUUUCGAUUUAUUUAUGUUGGAAGUACAUUUAUCUAUUAUUAUCCUCUAUAUGAUUAUAAUUAUUGAAUAUACGUAUGAUUCAUGUACAUAAAUAAGAACUCGCUGUGAAAUUUCUAUUUCUUCGACGCAAUCGAAGAAGGCAGAACAGAAGAUCGGAGAACUCUCCCUCCUCCCUAUGAACCACACGUUACUCUUCCAUUUCCAGAGAGCACCAAUCGCGCACUCUUUAAAUUCUCAUUGCAUUAUUAUACCAGCAGCACUGAUUGAUUGCUUAGCACUAUCCGAAUCUACGCGUUCCAGACCUGACCACUUUCUCAAUAAUAAGCCCAAGAAAGAAAAAAAAAAGAUCCUCGAACAACAUCAGAGGCUACUACGAUUUUAUCCUCGAGUAAACGAACUGCUACGAUCUGGAGAUUAUGAGCGGCUUGCUCGAACUUCUACUUGAAAAAAGUCGUUGAAUUUAGAGGAUCAUGCACUGGAGGGAACGGAAGAUUUCCUUCAAGUAACUAACGGAUGGACAUGUUUUUAGCCAGAAUUUUCUAUCAAGGUCGCACGUUAUGACGGCCAGGCUCUCGGGGUAAAAAGUCUAGCAUUUUGUAGACGUCGAAAGUCGAAAGAGCGCUUUGAACACGAAAGCUUUAAGCGUUCCACGUUAUCGAUACACUAUAAACACAUAUAUGUAUAUCGAAUGCUGUUUGAAAUCAAUGACUACUGAUCAUUGUUAAAAUGGUAGCGGGCCGUCGAUACAUAAUAUAAUUCUGCAUCCUUAGCGACAGUAAUAUUAUAAUACUAUUAUUGCUAUGGUGGUAAUAUCGUUUAUUAUUAUAUUAUGGUUAUUAUUACACACACGUAAGUUUAGAGAAAAAGAAUGAUAUAUAUAGAGAAUAUCUACAGCAGAAAACGCGGAUCCCGCAGGAAUCCAGCGCGAUACUAAAAAAGAAAAAGAAAAAAACAGAAUACACUCGAUGAACAAAAUGUUCGCUUCGAUGGAACAUUUGAGAUAUACUUUCUUGUGGAGGGGAUUUCGGUGAGUGUUCAAUAUACUGCAAUUACGCGGUAAUUGAAACAAUCCCCCAUGUGAGCCUCGACCAAGCUCGUGAAAAAAAAAUUAUAUGAGCGCUUUCGACCUGUAGUUUCAGGGAGCGCUUCGAUUAUUCUCGAUGAUUGUUAUAAUUUAAAGCCUAUUUUCAAAUUUGAUUUACGAUAAUAACUGCGAUAUAUGAUAUAUAAAACUAUUAUAUGACAUAUAACAA
Molecule: messenger RNA, 11272 nt
Organism: Belonocnema kinseyi
Lineage: Eukaryota; Metazoa; Arthropoda; Insecta; Hymenoptera; Cynipidae
Gene: mask
Product: ankyrin repeat domain-containing protein 17-like
Exons: 26
Coding region: 228-9407 (3059 amino acids)
Biological process (GO): innate immune response
Cellular component (GO): cytoplasm
Molecular function (GO): RNA binding; protein binding
Source: RefSeq, a predicted model, not a curated record